Necator americanus (New World hookworm) is the source of this 1029-nucleotide messenger RNA. RefSeq lists its product as uncharacterized. The record is from RefSeq and is a predicted model, not a curated record. Lineage: Eukaryota; Metazoa; Nematoda; Chromadorea; Rhabditida; Ancylostomatidae. The transcript is spliced from 2 exons. The coding region runs from base 1 to 1029 and encodes 342 amino acids.
AUGCCAGCAUCUUCCACAUGUCGAACUCAUCAUCGACGCGUGAAUCCACGAUUUUCAGUGUUCCGAAGUUUCGAUCACGAGAACACAUUCUAUUGUGAUGAGGAAAUCCCCGUCACACGACGUAUGAACUCUGGAAUUCUUCCAUUAAAUCCACGAACAAAUCGAUUUUCUCUUGAUGGCUCCAUUGAGAAUGACUAUCUGCAAUCAUUCGAAAUUCCCGCCGUUGUCGCAGAGGAUGAAUCCGAGGACAACUAUAUUCUACUAAGAACAAUUCAACCGAAAAUUAAGAUUGCACUGAUUCAAACUCAGGAUGUUUGGCGUAGUUCUGGAUUCCGUAAGAAUAAGAAACGACCAAUGUUAUCCAAGGAUCCUGGACUAAAAUACUACAGUAGACGUGUUCAACAUGCUAUACCUGAAUCACCAAUUGAAGGUGAUUCUGUUGAGGAUUCGAAUUUAUCGUCACUUUCCUUGAAUUCACCUUCUUCCAACGAUGCGGAUGAAUCAAGCUAUGAGAAUGAUCAAUCACCAGAAAGAGUUCCUGUAAAAAAUUCCAAUACUGGAGGAUCUAAGGUUUCAACGCAUUCAUAUAUCACCCGUAGAGUCAGAUUCGCCUCCAAAUACAAGAAUACAACGUCAUCUUCAAAUUUAAAGCUGAGCAAGUCGCUACGAAAUAAGUCACUUUAUGGUGCUCUCGGAAUGUCAGGAACUAUGCCACGACGACUAUCAAGGAUGCUUCUAUCGUUUGGAAAUGAUUCCAUUAAGAAAAAAUCAAUACCCAUUAUUCCACAAAUGGAAUAUGACGAAUUUAAUCGAAUUACACGAAAAUACUCAAGAGAAAUAGUGAAAAAUGUUUUAUUUGUUCCAAGUGAUGAAAUUAGAAUCGUUCGUUUGUCUAAAGAACGAUUUUUCAGUUCUGAAGAAAUUGUCGAUGUACUACUUGAAUGCUCGUCGGUCAAACAGGAUCACAACAAUAGUAGCGAAGUAACAAACAACGAGCCAUCGGAUGAUUCCGGAUUAAAGGUAUCCUAG